CUUAAACGUCGUGAAGCGGACGGUAGCUAAAAGGUCUCUUACGGUUCCGUCGCUCGAAUAUAUUGUUAAGGCCAUCCGCAGCUUACAGAACUUCAAUGUGCGUUAUGCGCUCACACUGCCGCUGACCACUUGCCCUCCAACGGUUGCAGUACAUAAAAGUGUUUGCACAGAUUCCGCGUGGUGCAUUACAACAAGUGAACGCUUUGUGUAAAGACGCGACGGAGGCAAACUCAUUUAGUGAACUCUGAACUCUUUGGAGAAGUGUAAGCAAGUACCGUUAAGAUCAAACAAACUCGCCGCGUGUGUUGAGUUAAAAAAAGACAAAAAAAAUUUUAUUAGUAAAAAAAAAAUUAACGUUCAAAAAUACUUUAAAAUUUCACAUUUUCGUGCUGAUAGUGUCCCCAGAUCCCUACGGCAACAUGGUGAUGCUGCAAUCACCUGCGAAGACUGCCGACGCAUUGCCCGCAAAUACCGUCGGCGGUCAGUUGAGUCCGAAUUCCAAUCCGGAUUCGCCCAAGUCCAAUACCUCACCAGAGGUGGCUUGCAGUAAUGUCGGUGGUGCUGUCACGCCCACAUCUACAACGCCAAGCGCUUCGCUAACACCAAAAAUACCCAAAUUCAUCAUAAGCCAACAAACUCUAACGGUUGCUGCUGGUGCGACUGCCAACAAUAACAGCACCAACACAACCGCCGGCAAGUCGACCAACAAUACAGCUGGAGACAGUCUACGCUACUCGCUCGAGCGCCUCAAGCAAAUGACCGAGAUAAAUGUGGUUAAUCGUCUGAGUCCAACCGCCACGUCCAGUUCUACGCCUGAGCCCAUGGAUGGCGAAAAGUGCAAUAACAACAAUAAUAUUAACAACAACAAUAAUUGUAAUGUUAGCAACAACAAUAUGAACAUUAAUGGCAAUAUCACUCCGAAUAACAACAACAACUGCAACACUCGUCGAUCACUUUCGCCGCCACCUGUCGCCACAUACCAGAGUCCACCGCAACGCAAGCUGCUCGAGCUGAACGAUUCUCCCUGUCAAUUGCCGCGUCCCGAGCCACUGCCCCAUCCACAUGCGGCAUUGUUGCAACAACAUCCACAUCUAUUACAAAAUCCACAAUUCCUCGCAGCCGCUGCUGCGCAACAUCAUCACCAGCAGCAUCAGCAUCAGCUCCAGCACCAGCAUCAACAACAUCACCAUCACCUCCACCAGCAAACUGCGCAUCACGCUUUGGCGGAUUUUCAUUCGUUACGUCCACCACUUACGAAUAUGAUUGGUUUGCCGCCGCCACCGCCGCUACCAAGCUUGCAUCAACGCCUGCCCUCACCCGCCAGUUCACCGCUAUCACCACCCACAUCACCACUUCAACCGCAUUCCGAGCAGCCACAAAUGCUCUCACCCGUACAGCCACAACAUCAUCAGCAACACCAACAACAGCAUGCCGCACAACAAACUCCAACAUCUACAUGCCCCUCAGCGUCGACACUUUCGCCCCAACAUCAACAUCAUCUCCUGUCAACGCCACCCUCAUCAAUGUUACUUAACGGCACGCACAGCCUCUCCUCACAUGCCGCCCAACAGUUGACCAAUUGUAGUCCCUCAUCAACACUUACAACCGCACAUGAUAUGGAUCUGGAAAGGAUUAAGCUGGUCGCCGCACAGGCUGUAGCUGCGCGUUCUACCGUGACAUUGAACUCAGCUGCUAAUGCGUCCGGUGGCAGCAGUACCUCUUCGUCCUCUGCCGCCGCUGUAACUGCUGCCUCCAUGGCUGCCGCUGCGUCCGGUUUGUGCUUGCCAUCAUCGAAUGCUCGUCCGGAUCUUAGUGAUUAUGGCUUUCGAAUACAGCUGGGUGGUUUGGCAGCGGCUGCAGCAGCUGCUGCAGCUACUUCACGCCAGAUUGCGGCUGCGAAUUAUGCACGCAGUGAUACCAGUGAGGAAUUGAACGUGGAUGGCAAUGACGAAGAUAGCAAUGAUGGAUCUCAUGGCACGCCAACGGCCUGUCCCGUCGACCUGACACGAUCGGUGCCAACCAAUGCCUCAACAACAUCCUCUGCAACGAAUGCUUCGCUGGAAAAGGAGGCCACCAAACGGUUGGCUUUCUCUGUGGAGAAUAUUUUAGAUCCAAAUAAAUUUACCGGUAGAAAUGGACCAACGGGUCACUAUGGUGGUGGUCGCGGUUGGGGUUCGAGUAGCAGUAAUGCAGAUCGUGAUGAUGAAAUGCAUGAUGAUGAGCACAGCGAAGAUAUGUCAGCUCACGAUCUCAAUGACAUGGAUCACGAUGACAUGUGUGAUGAUGGCAUGAGCAGUGACAUUGAUGACCAUGCCAGCGAAACGGAUUCGAAGAAGGGUGGCAGUCGCAACGGUGAUGGCAAGUCGCAGGGCGGCAGUGGUGGCGGGUCGAAGCCACGUCGCGCCCGUACCGCUUUCACAUAUGAGCAACUCGUGUCGCUGGAGAAUAAAUUUAAAACAACUCGUUAUUUGAGCGUUUGCGAGAGACUGAAUUUGGCGUUGAGUCUGAGUCUGACGGAAACACAGGUAAAAAUCUGGUUCCAAAAUCGACGCACCAAAUGGAAGAAACAAAAUCCCGGCAUGGACGUGAAUAGCCCGACGAUACCACCACCAGCAGGUGCCGGCUUCGGUCCAGGCGCCUACGCUAGCAGUCUACUCUAUUCACACGCUGUGCCCUAUCCACCCUACGGCCCAUAUUUCCAUCCAUUGGGCGCACAUCAUCUCAGCCAUUCUCAUUCAUAAAAUUGCAAGAUGCAACAGAGACUGUUGCAAAUAUUAGAAAUGCGAAAAUAUCAAAAACGUGAGGAUCAUACCAAAAUGAGCGGCGGCGGUGAGGGGCGGCUGGAGAAAUAAAUAAAAGAAGAACGUCGAAGAGAGUAAA
This is a messenger RNA of Ceratitis capitata (Mediterranean fruit fly), 2880 nucleotides long. It is a transcript of the gene slou, whose product is annotated as homeobox protein slou. The record is from RefSeq and is a predicted model, not a curated record. Gene Ontology annotation, biological process: cell differentiation; regulation of transcription by RNA polymerase II. Lineage: Eukaryota; Metazoa; Arthropoda; Insecta; Diptera; Tephritidae. The transcript is spliced from 4 exons. Bases 420 to 2741 code for a protein of 773 amino acids. Gene Ontology annotation, cellular component: nucleus. Gene Ontology annotation, molecular function: RNA polymerase II cis-regulatory region sequence-specific DNA binding; DNA-binding transcription factor activity, RNA polymerase II-specific.